This is a messenger RNA of Acyrthosiphon pisum (pea aphid), 1282 nucleotides long. RefSeq names its product coiled-coil domain containing 25 (gene Ccdc25). The record is from RefSeq and is marked validated. Lineage: Eukaryota; Metazoa; Arthropoda; Insecta; Hemiptera; Aphididae.
AGUAGAUAACCGCUGGUAGGACGCGAUACACCGUGCGCACGUUUUUGUCGGCGAUAUAAUGUUUUGACAACUUACGGCUGUUAGCGACCGCGUGUCAUUCCGAAUACGAUCCUCAGCGAUUUGCGAUCAACAGACGUUUAAUCGUCGACCUCUAGAGCUUAGGCUGUCAACACGAUUGCCGCACACCAUUCACGUGAUUUCCGUCGUGAAACCUGUGGCAUAUCUGUUGGGAAAACGAAUCGCGUUCAUUGUAUUUCGUUAGUUUUGCAUUAGGUCUCACCGCCAACUCGUUUACACUUCGAUCAGCGCAGCGCCUACGAUGGUAUUACAGUACACAAGCACAGCUGUUGACCCACCUGUAACGCUCCUGAGAGGUGUAGACAGCUAUGAAAAUGAUGAACUUAUUGAAAAUAUGUUACCUGAAGAUGUGUGGUUUCAUGUGGAUAGCCUCUCAUCAGCACAUGUGUAUCUAAGGUUAAAAGAGGGCCAAACAAUUGAUGAUAUUCCUAAACAAUUGUUGGAAGACGCAUGCCAAUUGGUUAAAGCAAACAGUAUUCAAGGAUGUAAAUUAGCUGAAGUUAAAGUAGUUUACACAAUGUGGUCAAAUCUUAAAAAAUUACCUGGCAUGAAACCUGGGGAAGUGUCAUUUCUGAAUCCUAGUAGUGUAAAAAAGGUUAACGUGAAAAAAGAGAAGACUAUUGUUAACAGAUUACAGAAGACCGAAAAAACUAUAGUAAUUGAUUACGAGAGUGCAAGGGCUGAGAGGGAACGAAGAGAAAUUGAGAAGAAGAAAGCAGCAAGAAAAAUUAAUUUAGAAAACAAAAAAGAAGAAGAGCGUAGAAAUCGUGAAGCUGCUGAACUAAAGUGAUUAUAAAUUAUAGUCUUACUCAUCUCUUAUGAAAACUGAAAAUAUGACAGCUAACACUGAUUACUCUGGCUACGAUUCGGACAGUUUUAUGUAAACUUUAAAAAUAAAAUUAAAAAAGGUACUUAUAAAAAUGCAGCGAGCUUAUCAUUAUAUUAUUAUUAUUUGUAGUUACUUAUUUACAUUUAAGUGAAGAAAUAUUCUGUCUGAUCAAUGUAUUUUUUUAAAAAUAAAUGAGCUUAUAUUUGAUUGUAAUAUAAAUUUCUGAUGAAUAAUAAGUUAAUCUUUUACACUUCAAAAUACCAGUACAUUAUUAUUAUUAUUUAAUUCUUGUAAAUUAAUUAUAAGAAAUACUUUAAAAUUGUUUUAAAACAUAUACUUCCAAUAAACUAAUAAUUUUUUUUUAAAUUAAAUGAA